AUGGAGGAACCUCCUCCACGAUUCUUGACACAUUUUCCGAGAGAACCACGCCGAUCUGUCAUGGGUUCCCGAAGUUUCAAGGCAGAGGUGGAGAAGACCAAUCCUGGCAGUUUGGUAGACAUUGAAUAUGAGAAAGUUGGGAAGAAGAUGAGGUUCACUAGAAUGUUUGUUGCAUUGAAGUCUUGUGUGGAUGGAUUUCUAAAUGGUUGCAGGCCUUUUCUUGGUGUGGACUCCACUCAUUUGACUGGGAAAUGGAAGGGUCAACUUGCAUCUGCUACUGCUAUUGAUGGGAACAAUUGGAUGUUUCCAGUGUGUCAUGGUGUGUUUGGAUCAGAGACAACUGACAAUUGGGAAUGGUUUUUUAGCAGACUUCAUCAAGCUAUUGGAUCACCUCUAGGGCUAGUGAUAUCAACUGACGCAGGCAAAGGAAUUGAUUCAGCUAUUACUAAAGUCUUCAAAAAUUGGGUUGAGCAUAGAGAGUGCAUGAGACACUUAGUUGCAAACUUCCAAAAGCGAUUUCGGGGUGAAGUCUUUGAGAAGCACUUGUGGCCAGCAUGUAGAGCUUAUCAAAGACACAGGUUUGAAGAGCACUACAAUCUAAUGUAUGAAGCAUGUCCUGAAGCCAUGAAGUGGAUACAUAAUACUCAUAAGCACCUUUGGACACGACACUUGUUCUCUGAAGCAAGCAAGUGUGACUAUGUCACAAAUAACAUUGCUGAAACAUUCAACGGCUGGGUUACAUAUGAGAAAUCCCUUCAUGUAGUUGAUCUUAUGGAUAGGAUAAGACAGAUGGAAAUGGACAAAAUGUUCUUGAGAAGAAAAAUUGCAAGAAAGCUUGAAGGCAAGAUCCUACCUAAAGUCAUGAAGGAACUCAAUACAAGAAGCAGGGGGCUCAAAUAUGUGUGGAGGCGUUGGCAAGUUACUGGUCUACCAUGUACACACACCCUCUGUAUUAUCACCUCAUUUCGAGGUUAUAAUAUAGAAGACUAUGUUCAUGAGUACUAUUAUGUGGCAAAGUUCAAGAAAGCCUAUGAAAAGUCUGUGAAGCCAAUGACAGAUAGGAAACAAUGGCCUAAGAUGGACCCUAGAUUCAAAUUGUGGCCUCCAAUUCUGAAAAGGGCAGCCGGUAGACCAAGGGAGAGAAGGUACAAAUCAGUUGCAGAAGGUGGCACUGGAAAGAGAUCCACAAGAUGCAAAAGGUGCAGACAGCUUGGCCACAUGGAAAAAACAUGCAAUGAAUAUGUUUAUGAAUCUAAUGCACCACCACCUGCCCCUCCAAAGCCAAAAAGAAAGAGAGCCAAGAAAAAUGUCACAGUAGUGCCAUCUAGUAGUGCUACUAAUCCAAUACAGGAACAACCAUCACUUGAUGAACCAUUUGCUACACCACCAAGAACUAUCACUUCUGUUUCUACACCAAGCCCUAUGACAAGAAGUAUGUCAAGGAGGUUGCUGCAGCAAAAUCCAUCUACACCAACUAGAGCUAUCACUCAUGUGCAAACACCUAGCCCUAUGACAAGGAGGUUGCUGGAAUUUGAAGGCUCCAUAGAGCCUGUUGCAUGUGAAGCACUAUCUCCAGUAGCCUUCAUGGAGAAGGGAAAGGCAAAGAAGUUGAAGGUUGUCAGGUCUAAGAAAGAGUAG
Messenger RNA from Miscanthus lutarioriparius, 1638 nucleotides. The record is from the annotation of a GenBank genome assembly. Lineage: Eukaryota; Viridiplantae; Streptophyta; Magnoliopsida; Poales; Poaceae.